AUGGAAACUGGAAUAUAUAAUUCAUAUCAAUUAGAUAGUCGGUAUGAAAAUGCAUAUUGUCCUAUUUUAUGUCCUGAUGUGUUGAACACAACUGAAGCCAAUCUACCUCAUUUACGCACAUUACAAUUGCGACAAAUCGCCAUGAACAAUGUCAUUGUAUUGAUACAACAUGUAAAAUCAAUGUGUCAACUUAAAUCAUUGAUUUUGAUCAAUUGUAAUGUUAAAGAUAAGAAUGAACUUGUUGCAUUUAAAAGCUGUUUUACAAAUUUUAUGAUUCGUCUGCAUUGUCUUCGUUUCGUCCUUUAUUUACCCGGUGAAACCAAGCUUGAAAAUCCUGAUCUCUAUUGGUUUAAUUUAAGUCAUCAAACUGUUGAAUAUGUUAUCGAUAGAAUGAUGAUACUUUACACAGUUCCAUAUCCAUUAAACAGUCAAAGACAGGUAUACAAUCAUACGUUUGGACGGCAAGCAACAAUUAAUAAAAGUAUUGAUCAUAUUGAGUGGAUAGUUGAUCGCGAUCCUUUAUCUAUCGAUACUACUCUUACUCAUUUUCAACAUGUGAAUUCGCUUGUUUUUUCUGUUGAUAUUCAAGAAAUGAAUAUAAACAUCAAUUCUUGGCGUUUAUGUCUUCCAUUUUUACAUUCUCUCAAACUUAAUUUUGAUUCAAAUCCAAUCAAAUCUGGUUUAUCGUUUUAUCGAUCUACAACAUCGAAUUAUUAUCGUUGCUUUAUUCUGGAACAAUUUCGGAAAUGUGCCUCUGCCCUUGAGUGUUUGUCGCUAUACAUAUCUAACAUUGAACUUCUUCUCGAACACUCUUCAUCACCUUGGCCAUUCGUGUGGCAACUUAAUAUUUACAUAGAAUCGUAUCGGGACUUUCCAUCUGCAUGUUUCAUUAAACAAUUACCGACACACAAAGCUUUUCCUCAACUUCAAUAUCUUUCAUUUAAUGGGCGUGGUUAUUCACUUAAUCGACCGAAAUCACUUGCACUUCAGAUUCUCUCAUGUUUCGAUGCUCUCAUGUUUUCUUCAUCAAAAUUUAUCACAUUACAUGUGAAUAGAUUUUGUGCUUAUCAUCGAAGUCAGUCNAAUUCCAUUAUCAUUUGGAGCUAA
Molecule: messenger RNA, 1107 nt
Organism: Adineta ricciae
Lineage: Eukaryota; Metazoa; Rotifera; Eurotatoria; Adinetida; Adinetidae
Source: the annotation of a GenBank genome assembly